ACACCAAAGGUGGUGAAUCUAACAGUCUGAAACGUUAAACGCAAAUUUAACUUUGGCCUUUCUCUCUCAUCAAUAGAUCAACGAUCCAUCAUGUAAGCUCUCUCUCUUUUGAUCAAAACCAACACCACCCCACAACCAAUCCAAGGCCUUUCUGGCCUCUCAUUCAUUCUCUUUGCAUAUUCUUGCGUAAGAGAAGAAUGCAUGCCAAUUGAAACAGGGAAAGGACUCGUCUUAAUUUGUUAAGACCUGUGAAAAUGGUGGUGGUUGAUGAAAGAAGAGGGGAUUGGAUGGUUAACAACAAGGAACAUAAUGAUCAAGAUGUAACUGUGGCAUUUCAUGGGGAGGACAUGUACGAGGAUGCACCUCAUGCCCAUUAUUCUAUGAUGUCUCCUUUACACAUGGCAUUAUCUGAUGAAGCACAGUCACAGAAGCAUGGAAGUGGAAGCCCCAUUAGGGCUGCAACAGAUGGAACAUCCUCUCGUGGUGAGGCGUUGUCAACUGCUGUGAUUCGAGCACAGGAGAUUCAAUCAAAGUUGGUACCGGAUUUCCCUAGUUUUGUGAAGUCCUUGGUCAGAUCACAUGUUGCUAGUUGUUUUUGGAUGGGUCUGCCUGUGGCGUUCUGUAAAAGGCACUUACCGGAUAAAGAUACAACUAUUACUUUGGAAGAUGAAUCUGGUAAAGAGUACAAGACGAAAUACAUUGCAUGUAAGACAGGAUUGAGUGCUGGUUGGAGGCAGUUUUCUGCUGUGCAUAAAUUGCAGGAGGGUGAUGUGGUGGUCUUCCAAUUAGUUGAACCUACCAAAUUUAAGGUUUAUAUAGUAAGAGCUAAUAAGUUGAGAGAACUUGAUGGAGCCCUUCCGAAUCUUGAGACUUCUAUAAAACAAAAAGUUGGAGGCAAAAAUAGCACAAAUACUGAAGCUGUACCAUCUAAUAGCUCAAAGAGAAAGCAUGGUAAAUCUGUCCCACAAGAGGACCAAAAGAAAAAGAAGACCAUUGUGUCAAGAAUGGGUCCUAAGGCUAGACAAUCUGCAGAACCAUCUGAAAACAGUAGUGAGGAUGCUCUCUCAGAAAUACUAGAGGGCUUUAGAAUGCUUCAAUUCAAAGACAUAAGAGGAUUUGGACAUUUCAGCAUCCUAGUAGAUGGAGUGGCAAUAGAUGCUGAACUCUCUAACGAAGUCCGAAACAAGUACUACAAGCUCUGCCACAGUCAGCAAGCAUUUCUUCAUGAAAAUCUCAUCAAGGGUAUGGACUACAUGCUGAUUGCAGGAAUAAUAUCUGAAACUGUCAACAUUGCUGAUGCCAUAAAAGUUAGUGUGAUGUCCACCCCGCGUGUUGAAUUUACUAAUUGGGAUAAAACUUUGCAUGCCUUUGAGCUUCUGGGCAUGAAUGUUGCAUUUUUAAGAGCUCGAUUGCGCAGGCUUGUGAGCCUUGCUUAUGAAACAGAAGAUGCCUCGGAGGCCAGAAGAUACUUGGCCUAUAGAGCUGAGAACAGUCGAGCAGAUGAAGAACUGAAGAACAUGGAAACGAAGCUCGAAGAGUUGAAGGGAGCUUGUAAUGAUUUUGGUGCUUAUCUUGAGAGCUUGAAGUGCAAAGCUGAAAGCUAUCAGCACCAGUUCCAGAAAGAAGUUGCUGCUCCUUGGUGAAACUUACUUUUUAAGUGUACGUGAUAAUACGUGUAUGUUUGGUUCAGAUAAUCUCUGCAUUCUAAAUCUUUUAGAGAGGAAAAGCUUCAACUGAAACAUCUAGCAACAUGUAGUAUAUGUGAAUUGAUAUGAGUGGCAAUGAGAAUAGCCAUUAACUUUUUUGAAUGGUUUGUUGAAGUAAAAGGGCAACUAGUUU
Messenger RNA from Lotus japonicus, 1839 nucleotides. RefSeq names its product B3 domain-containing protein Os01g0234100-like. NCBI's taxonomy places the organism in Eukaryota, Viridiplantae, Streptophyta, Magnoliopsida, Fabales, Fabaceae. The transcript is spliced from 6 exons. Gene Ontology annotation, molecular function: DNA binding. The record is from RefSeq and is a predicted model, not a curated record. Bases 255 to 1643 code for a protein of 462 amino acids.